Messenger RNA from Stylonychia lemnae, 2106 nucleotides. NCBI's taxonomy places the organism in Eukaryota, Ciliophora, Spirotrichea, Sporadotrichida, Oxytrichidae. The record is from the annotation of a GenBank genome assembly.
AUGAGCGAGCGCCAAACCUUCUUGCGUACAGACUCCACCAAUCACUAGUCAUAGUCAGAUCCAAGUUCCCAAUACGACAUGCUUUUCGAUGAGAAUUAAAAUCUUGAUUGUGAGAUGAAGGCCGUCAAUCUAUUCCCUAGUAAUAUCAAAUCACCAAGCGUGAUCAUGAAUACGACUUCUAUUAUCUAGUAAAACAUUCAUACACCGAAUUAAAAUCUAGCAAUAUCCUAGACACCAGUUUUUUAAAAGUCACAGUAAUUCUUGUAGUUAAAGGAAACUCUCAUUAAUAAGAUUAUUUAGAGGUCCCCGUGCAUAAACCCUAGGCAAUCUAAUAUUCUAUCUCAAAGCUAAUAAAAAGAUGGAAGCAUGCCAUUUUAGACAGGACAAUAAAAUAAGACUGAAAAUUUACUUUUUAUUGGUAUAAAAGACGACAAAUUCCGAUUAGCACCUGCAGAUUAAAGAACUCCUAAGAUUAUAAAUUCACCGAGAGUUAAAUUUCCUUUAUUAAGAGACGAGAACAAAUCUACUGAAAGGAUGAAAGAGCCUUUGGUGAAAGGAAUAAGUCUAAAUUCAUCAAACCUUUUGAAAAGAAGUUUUAACUAAUUCAUAUCAGAAAAGAGCGAAAAUCAACAAAAAGUUCAGUCAAUGAUUGUUUGCUAACGAAAUCUGUUCGGGGCGAACAUGUAAGAGUCACCAUUACGUAUUAAGUUUAUGAGAAACGAUCAAGCCUUCUUAGGCAAAUUUUCCAGCGGGACAACUCCUAAAUAAGAUAAGCCAUUAUUCUUACCGCAAAAAUAAAAUUAAAAUGAAAGCGAGAAUUACAGUUAAUUAUCAUUCCAAUCUUCACAAAACACUAAUCAAAAUUAGUUCCCCUAAAUUAUUCUCAAUAAUUAAAUUUCUCCUUCGAAAUCAAAGUUUCUGAGAAAUAUACCUAGUGUUCCCUCGUCCUAUGAGUGCUCAACGCAUAAAAACUAGAAUAUAACUUAGUCCAACUUUGAUCUCAAUUCUGGAAACAUGAGUAACCCAUUCAAAAUGGUGGCCGCUUAAUCAAGAUUAAGAAGAAUGUCUGAGUAUUCUAUAGAUGAAAAAGAAGUGCCUGAUACACCAAUGGUUGAAUAUCGUCAUUCAAGUUAUUUAAAUGAUACCUCAUAGAGGGAGAGUUUAUUGACUAAUUCUGACUUUAAUUUCAAGCCACCUUCUAGAUUCUAAGAAGAUUUCAACUAAAAGGGUAUUCUAGGGAAGGAUGGCUUCGAAAAAACAUGCUUUUUACAAGAAGUAUAUGCUCUUUCAGCACUGUCAGUGGGAUUCGAGAGCCCUCACAUUGUUAGAUACUACAGUGGAUGGAUUGAGGACCAAAAUCUCUAUAUUGUGAUGGAACUUUGCCAAGAAUCACUAAGGUCAUACUCCAAAAAAAGAAGGACACUUAAUGGUUAUUAAAUGGCCGAGUUAGAAAUAAAAUAAAUCAUGCGAGAUGUUUGUUUAGGGCUAAAUGAACUUCACAACAAAGGGAUUGUCCAUUUAGAUAUUAAGCCAGAAAACAUUUUAUUAAGCUAAAAUGGCACUUUUAAAAUAGGAGAUCUAGGAAUGGCUAGACUUCUAACUAAAAUAAUCGAAGAGCAUGAUAUUCCAGAGGGGGAUUGUAGAUAUUUAGCCAAAGAACUAUUAAAUGAGGAUCCUAACAUCCCUAUCCCAGACCUAACCAAGGCUGACAUUUUCGCCUUAGGCAUGAUUAUUUAUGAGUUAGUCGAGGGAGUGGAUUUAAUGAGAAACGGUGCACAAUGGCAUGAUUUAAGAGAGAACAAUAUUCAUUUUAAUGAAAGAGCAAAAUAGGAAUUUUCGAGUUAACUCCUUUCAGUCAUCGAAUAAAUGUUGAAUCCAAAUCCAGACCUUAGGCCUAGCCCGGGAAAGCUACUCUAGAGCUUUCUUCAAUCUCCUUAAGAGAUCGAAAUUAGCCUGAUCAAGCAGGAAAAUUAGAUCUUGAAGGAGAAAUUAUAGAAAAUUGAGGAAAGCUUAAGAUAGCAGGGAUUUCCUAAUGUGGAUUAACUUUUGUCGGCCUUAUAGUUUUAAGGCCAUAAAAGAUUGUAAUAAUCUAUGAUGAUAGAAUGA